GGCCCCGGGAAGCCUUCGUGCGUUCUCCUUUUUUUUUCGGUUCCAGGAGAAGGAGCGGGCCCGCGGAGGCACCGCGGAGGGCGGGCGCAGGGGACGCGCCUGGAAAAGGCCCCCCAGGAAGUUCAGGGCGAGUGACUGGUUUGUGCUUCUUCCCGCAGCCAAGCCGCAAUGAAGAGCUGCUCACAGUGAAAGGAAAGUAGGUCGCGCCCACUGAAAAUGCCUUUAAGGGACAAAUACUGUCAGACUGACCACCAUCAUCACGGAUGCUGUGAACCAGUUUAUAUCCUGGAACCUGGAGAUGCUCCUUUGUUACAGCAGCCACUACAGACAUCCAAAUCUGGUAUUCAACAAAUAAUUGAGUGCUUUCGAUCAGGAACUAAACAACUGAAACACAUUUUAUUAAAAGAUGUGGACACUAUUUUUGAAUGUAAAUUAUGCCGAAGUCUCUUCAGAGGAUUACCAAAUUUAAUUACCCACAAAAAAUUCUACUGCCCACCAAGUCUCCAGAUGGAUGACAACCUUCCUGAUGUAAAUGAUAAACAAAGCCAAGCCAUAAAUGAUCUCCUAGAAGCCAUAUAUCCAAAUGUGGACAAGCGAGAAUAUAUUAUUAAGCUAGAACCCAUAGAAACUAAUCAAAAUGCAGUGUUUCAGUAUAUUUCAAGGACUGAUAAUCCUACUGAAGUCACAGAGUCAAGCAGUACUACUCCUGAACAAACUGAAGUUCAAAUACCGGAAAGUGACACUGAACAUUCUAAAACAGUACCAGUUACAGUUACAGAGGUGGAAACUGUAGAGCCCCCUCCUGUUGAGAUGGUUGCAGAUGAAGUUGCACCCACAUCUGAUGAACAACCUCAGGAAUCACAGGCUGACUUAGAAACUUCUGACAAUUCUGAUUUUGGUCACCAGUUGAUAUGUUGUCUUUGUAGAAAAGAAUUUAAUUCCAGACGAGGUGUUCGUCGUCACAUUCGAAAAGUACAUAAGAAAAAGAUGGAAGAAUUAAAAAAGUACAUUGAGACACGAAAGAAUCCAAACCAAACCUCUAAAGGACGCAGUAAGAAUGUUCUAGUUCCAUUAAGUAGGAGUUGUCCAGUAUGUUGUAAAUCAUUUGCUACAAAAGCGAAUGUAAGGAGGCAUUUUGAUGAAGUUCAUAGAGGACUAAGGAGGGAUUCAAUUACUCCUGAUAUAGCAACAAAGCCUGGGCAACCUUUGUUCCUGGAUUCUGUUUCUCCUAAAAAAUCUUUUAAGACUCGAAAACAAAAGUCGUCUUCAAAGGCUGAAUACAAUUUAACCGCAUGCAAAUGCCUCCUUUGCAAGAGGAAAUAUAGUUCACAAAUAAUGCUUAAAAGACAUAUGCAAAUGGCCCACAAGAUAACUCUUUCUGGGACAAACUCUAAAAGAGAGAAAGGCCCUAAUAAUACUGCCAACAGUUCAGAAAUAAAAGUUAAAGUUGAACCAGCAGAUUCUGUAGAAUCUUCACCCCCUUCCAUUACCCAUUCUCCACAGAAUGAAUUAAAGGGAACAAAUCAUUCAAAUGAAAAAAAGAACACACCGGCAGCACAGAAAAAUACAGUUAAACAAGACUCUGAAAGCCCUAAAUCAGCCAGUCCGUCUGCUGCAGGUGGCCAGCAAAAAACCAGGAAACCAAAACUUUCAGCUGGCUUUGACUUUAAGCAACUUUACUGUAAACUUUGUAAACGUCAGUUUACUUCCAAACAGAACUUGACUAAACACAUUGAGUUGCACACAGAUGGGAAUAACAUUUAUGUUAAAUUCUACAAGUGCCCUCUUUGCACUUAUGAAACUCGUCGGAAGCGCGAUGUGAUACGACAUAUAACUGUGGUUCAUAAAAAGUCAUCCCGCUACCUUGGGAAAAUAACAGCCAGUUUGGAGAUCAGAGCUAUAAAAAAGCCCAUUGAUUUUGUUCUAAAUAAAGUGGCAAAAAGAGGCCCUUCGAGGGAUGAAGCAAAACAUAGCGAUUCAAAACAUGAUGGCACUUCUAACUCUCCUAGUAAAAAGUAUGAAGUAGCUGACGUUGGUAUUGAAGUAAAAGUCACAAAAAACUUUUCUCUUCACAGAUGCAAUAAAUGUGGAAAGGCAUUUGCCAAAAAGACUUAUCUUGAACAUCAUAAGAAAACUCAUAAGGCAAAUGCUUCCAAUUCACCUGAAGGAAACAAAACCAAAGGCCGAAGUACAAGAUCUAAGGCUCUUGUCUGGUGAGGAACAGUUAACAGAGUUUUGCUUUUUUCUCCCCAUCGAACUAAAAAAAUCAUUUGACCAUAAUUUAUAGCUGGUUCCAUUUUAACACAUUUGCUUCCAUAUAUCUUAUGGCAAUGGGAACUGCAAGAGUGAUGCACAUAUUGCAUUUCCUCUUCAGUGACCUUUAUUCCAGUGGCUUGGGAACAAAAGUUAACUUCAGAACUUAUCUUCCACAGGACAAUGCAAUAUAGUUAUAGGUAGAUGGCACAGGGUCAGUGCUUUCCUCUCUAUGUUGUAAAAUAAUACAUUUAUAUUGGCUUAUGUUUACAAUAGAAGUCUUCUGUUUAACUUUGCACAGGUUUAAUUUGAUUCAGUGACUUAGUCUACUAAUAAAUGCAUUGUAGAAAAGUUAAAUAUAUUAGAAUGAAUUUGUGAAGGCGAUAAUUAUAGGAAAAAAGUCCUUUGAGGCACUGUAAUUAUUGUAAAAAUUAAUCUGACAGCUAAGUAAAGUGCUGCACUCAGAAAAAAAAAUCCCCAAAUUGAAUUUAAAAUGAUUAGCAUUAUUAUUUACAUUUAACAUAGUGCUUCUAGGCAAAGGGGGAAACGAUAAAAGUUUGGAAUUUCUUUUUCCUUCUCCUUGGGAGUAUGUGUCAGUUACCAUUUUUAAGUUUGAUCUAUGAGAAGAAUGAUUACUUAGAUCCCAAAUCCUCUUAUUUUUCCCUUUUUGCUUAAAUGACCUUUUUGGUAAUCAGUUAAAAAAUAUAGUUAAUAUUAUUAAAUAGGGAUUAAAAAAAUUUUUUUUUUGGUGUGGUUGUGCGUUGUAAGAAAAGUGAAAUCCCUGUUGGGAAAAAAGAAAAAAUAAUACUUAGGAGGUUUUGGAACAAAUGUAGAUUUUUAAAAUGACAAUAUAAAAUAAGGAGUAGAUUCCCUAUCCUUGUUUUUUCAAGUCUCUUUAUAUUUUAAUUUAAAGUUUGCCUUCAGUACCUGUGUCCCCUGAGUUAAGGCAAUUAAUAUAUUUAAUUAGUAUUAAAUUAGUUUUGGAUUCAGGUUAUAAAGAGUGCUGAGUAGGUUAAAUGUUGUGGUUUGAUUAUAACAUUUUUCUAUUUUUGUGGAAAACUUGUGAUGAAACCAUUCUUUAGAAGUCAUUUACUAUUGUAUAAUUUUAAAAACAAGCUUUGAUUGGUGAACUCAAAAGUGUUCAUUUAUUCCAUUUCUCCUCAGAUAACUUCAAGUGAUGUACGAAAAGGUUUGGAGUUCAUAUUUGUGGAAAGACUUUAAAUUGGUGUUAGAACCACUAAACGUCUUCAGAUGGUACUAUGAGAAAAAAAAAAAGAAAAAACAUUUUCAUAAAUAUUUGACUGUAACUGCUGUUUUCUCACUAAAAGGAUAAUUAUCUAACCACUGUUUCAAAGGCACUGCCUUUCCCAGCACUUUCAAGUAGCUGUGACAUUUACAUAUUGUCAUCACAGUACAUCAGCUAACCAGUGUCUACAAAAAUGUUGCAAAUUUUGUUUUUCAAACAAUUUGUUGAUUAAAGCGAUCAACAGCCUGAAGAAAAUAAUCACCACUGGUGAUUUUUAAUUGACAAAGACUUGAUAUCUUAGUGAUUUUAGUUUUGUUCCACUUUAUUUGGCAAAAUUGUCAUCUGGAUUGUACAGAUACCUGGUUUCCUAGUGAGUGUAUGUUAAGACCAAAAGACAAAUUAGUAUCAACACAUACAUAUUUAGCUUACUAAUUAUUGGUAAUUAUUUUUACAUUCAUUUAUUUCUAACUUGUUCUCCAGCACUUAAAUGUUUGGAAGUUUCAUUCGAAAAUAUAUACUUACAGGAAAGUUCCAGUUCAUUUUCACCCAUGAUCAUUACAUUUUUCAUUUGUAAACAUCUGAGGUUUUUAUGAAAAUUUAACAUUCCCCUAUUUUUCUUUAAAUUUUAUACAAAGCACUUUAAUGAUAGAUGCAACUUAAUUUUUCAGUUUCUAUUUUUUUAAAAGACCACACAUUUACUAAUGUUAAUAUGAAGGUAGUAAAUAGCUUACCGAUAUUUUAUGGAUGCAGACAAUCCAUGCACAACCACUUCUUAUGAUACUAGUUUAUUUCUUUAAAUAUUGCUAAAAAAGGCAGGUGGGGGUGUAAACCCUGAUUUUUUUUCUCCCAAGUAAAAUCUGAAAUGACCACUUUAGAUAUUUGAUUCCUACUGUAAAAUUUGGAAAAUAAUGAAUUCUUGUUCAUUUUUAUAAUCAAGAUUUUAGGAAAAACAGAAGUACACCUAUCUUUAUGAAAUUUUGGACAGGUUUUGUGUAUCAAUCUUUUGUACUUUCUAGGGAAUAUUUUAUUUUUUAGUAAUUUUUGUCAAAUUAUAAUUUUAAAAGGUACAGCAGAGAAUAUACCAUGUUUUUAUAUAGGUUCAUACCUGUACUUAGGAGGGACCCUGUCCAUCUAUAUACUUUUUGUAUAAAAUUUUAAAAUGUUGAAGAUCCACAAGGUCGUAAUAAAAUACUUCUAUAGCUAGAGAAACAUUUACCCUUCCCAGUGCUUUGCACUAAAAUAUACUGUGAAAGGAAACUAGAAAGACUGUAACUGUUGCUGGAAAUGUUCUAUAUUGAAUGUACAUGCUCUUGUUGGAAAAAUGUACUAUAUGUGAUGGAAAUAAACCAGACUUGGAGUUAUUUCAGCUAAAUGUGCUUCAACAAAGGUGCAUUGGUUGAAACUUAAAUGUUUUAUUAUCAAUUUAAAUUUAUUCAGUGACUAUGAGCAGCUACACUUGAAUUAUAUCUUGAUAGUUUUAUUUUUAAAAAUUAGAGUUAUAAUUUCUCUUUAAUUUAAAAACAGAUUUACUUUUCCACAUAUGGAAAACUUGUACUUAUAGGUCUAACUUUAAUGAUUAAUAGUGUAAUAUAUUUAGGGAACUAAAUGUGUAGGUGGUAUUUCAUUUAUAAACCAUCUUCUUUAGUUGCACAUUAUUAAACAUGUAUGUUUGACUUU
Messenger RNA from Myotis brandtii (Brandt's bat), 5176 nucleotides. RefSeq names its product zinc finger protein 800 (gene ZNF800). The record is from RefSeq and is a predicted model, not a curated record. The coding region runs from base 217 to 2217 and encodes 666 amino acids. The transcript is spliced from 4 exons. NCBI's taxonomy places the organism in Eukaryota, Metazoa, Chordata, Mammalia, Chiroptera, Vespertilionidae.